This is a messenger RNA of Peronospora matthiolae, 2949 nucleotides long. The record is from the annotation of a GenBank genome assembly. NCBI's taxonomy places the organism in Eukaryota, Oomycota, Peronosporomycetes, Peronosporales, Peronosporaceae.
AUGGCAAGCAGGUUCUGGGCAGGCAGCUCGUCGUCCGAGGAAGAGAGCGACGUCUCGGACGUGUCGGAUGUCGAGACGUCGCAGCAGCAGGCGGCGCGUGCAGCUUCGCGCUGGGCCGUUCAAUCGGACUCGGACUCGGACGAAGAAGUGCGCGUGGUCAAGAGCGCCAAGGACAAGUCGCUCGAGAGCAUGGAGCGCAGUUGCAAUGGCAUUAAGAACCACAUGAAAAUCAACGACUGGACGCAGAUCCAGAGCGCGUUCGACGACUUGACGAAGCAGCUGGAGCGAGCGAAGAAGACCAUGACGGCGUUGCCGACGUUCUACCUCUCGACGAUGGUGGCGCUGGAAGACUUUCUAGCUGAGAAAGUCAAGAACAAGACCGAGCAAAAGAAGAUGAACAAGGAAAACAGCAAGGCACUGAUUCGCAUGAAGGGCAAGCUCAAGAAGGCUCUUGAGCCGAUCCGGAAACAGGUUGACGCGUUCCGUGCUAAUCCAGUGGACUCAAGUGAGAGUGAGUCCGAAAGCGAGUCCGAGAGUGAGUCGGAGAGCUCAUCGAGUGAAAAGUCUGGAUCCAAAGCGUCGUCGUCGGUGGCCUCAUCGGCGGAUUCUGAUGACAGUAGCAACGAGUCUGGCUCGGACGACGACAGUAGUGACGACGACAAGUCGGACGCGGACGACGAUUCUGACAGCUCGGAUGGCUCGUGGCCGAGCAAAUCGUCGGCCUCGUCGUCGUCUUCUGAAGACGAUGAUAAUAUGCCUAAAGGUCGUGCUCGAUGGCUAAAGCAGACGCCGGUGAUGACGAAGGCCAAGAAGGUGAAGGGUCCCAAAGUGGUCAAGCAGCGGGAGACUCGUCGGGAGUCGGAGGACGAUGUUCAAAAGACGGUUGUUGAAGAGGAACUCAAGCUCACGCCUAGCCAAUUUGACCGUCGUGUGAAAGAGGUGGUUGCUAUGCGUGGCAAGAAAGGCAUUGACAUUUCGGAGCAGCUCAACCAGAUGCGGAAGCUGGCCAACUAUGCUGGUCGACUUGGUCCUGCCCGCCAGAUCGUGGCCACCAUGUACUUGGUAGGUACAUCUGUCUUUGACACCUCGUCCAAGAUUGACCGCGUCAUGUCGGGGCGUCAUUGGAAGCAAGUGCAAACCAACAUCUGCACCAUCCUCUCUCUUCUCGAAAAGAACACAGACUUCUCGCUUGCCCCUUUGACAUCAGAAGACCAAGCUGACAUCGUGCGUGCCGGUCGCGAGAAGGUCACUGCUGCCCAGAUUGCCGCGGCUGCGGCUGAGGAUGCUGAGGAGGACAUGAAGUUUGUAGAUACGCUGCCACAGGCCGGCGCGAAGGGCACGAUCAAAGUCUCUGGUGACCUUGCUGCAUUUGUUGAUCGUCUUUCAGAGGAGUACACGAAGAGUCUACAGCAGACCGAUCCGCACGCGAGCGAGUACGUUGCUCGUCUGUACGACGAGAACAUGCUGAUCGAGGUGGCUGAGCGCGUGCAGACAUUUUACGCCCGCAAGAAGGAUUUCGAGCGUGCUGCCACUAUGGCUCUCGUGCGUGCCGAACUCAUCUACUACAAGCACGACUCCAUCGCUGCGGCCCUGUACGAGGCCCAGGCGAAACGUGCCAAAUUUGGUGACCCCGUGUUCCUCCACCCUGCUUGCACAAGCACUCAUGCCAGCAAGACGAAGGAGCUUGAUGUAUCGAAAGUGCACCCAGCAUCUGCUAUGGGCCAACCUACAGUGUCUGUGACCGCGGUGGAUGCCGAGAAGCUGCUACGUGAAGUGUGUCGCUUCGUAUUCCAGCACGGUGAUAUCCGUGCCAAGACCCGUGCGAUGCUGUGCCGCAUCUACCACCACGCUCUGCAUGACCGCUUCCAUGAGGCUCGAGACCUGCUACUGAUGUCGCACAUUCAAGACAACAUCUCGGAUGCUGAUAUUCCUACCCAGAUUCUGUUCAACCGUAUGAUGGCCCAGCUCGGUCUAUGUGCUUUUCGCUGUGGUCUGAUUUGGGAAGCUCAUGCUUGUUUGUCGGAGAUCUGUACAGGCUCACGAACAAAAGAGCUGCUUGCUCAAGGCCUGCAGUCCUUCCGCUAUGGUGAGCGUGAUCUAGAGCAGGAGCGUCUGGAGCGUCGUCGUCAGGUGCCAUAUCAUAUGCACAUUAACCUUGACUUGCUUGAGACGUGCCACCUUGUGAGUGCGAUGCUACUGGAGGUGCCGAACAUGGUUAAUGCGCGUCUGUCCGACCGCAAGCGCAUGGUGUCGAAGGCCUUCCGCAAACUCCUUGAGUUCCACGAACGCCUUAUUUUCGAGGGUCCCCCUGAAAAUCCCCGCGACCAUGUUGUUGCUGCUGCCAAACUGCUCGCUCAGGGAUCGUGGCGUAAGAGUGCCGACCUCCUCGUGAGUCUUCCUGUGUGGGACUUAUUCCCGGGUGCCAACGUGAACCAGCGUGUCAAGUCCAUGGUUCAGCAUAAGAUUCAGGUUGAGGCGCUGCGGACGUACCUCUUGGCAUUCGGUGACGAGUACGAUUCAGUGAGCCUUGCUCGGCUGAUGGAGAUGUUUGAACUGGAUGACAAGACCGUGCACAGUGUCGUGUCCAAGAUGAUGAUCAACGAGGAACUCCAGGGCGCCUGGGACCAGGCCUCGCAGGCCAUCGUCCUGUACAAGACCGAGCGGUCUACGUUGCAGACGCUUGCAGUACAGUACUCGGACAAGCUGUCGCAGAUUAUGGAGAACAAUGAGCGCAUGAUGGACCUGCGCUCGGGAACGGGCAAGGAAGAGUGGGGCAACCGCCGUAGCGGUGGCGACGGUCGUCGUGGCGGUGGCCGUAUUGGUUUUAGUGCAGGCGGUGGUCGUCGUGGUGAUAAUCCGAGUGGACGCGGUGGAUUCCGUCCCCGUCGCGGUGGUGGUGCUGGUGGUGGUGGUGGUGGUGGUCGAGGUUCUCGACAACAGCGCCAGUAG